Messenger RNA from Papaver somniferum (opium poppy), 4133 nucleotides. Its product is annotated as telomerase reverse transcriptase. Gene Ontology annotation, biological process: telomere maintenance via telomerase. The coding region runs from base 28 to 3768 and encodes 1246 amino acids. Gene Ontology annotation, cellular component: telomerase catalytic core complex. The transcript is spliced from 12 exons. The record is from RefSeq and is a predicted model, not a curated record. NCBI's taxonomy places the organism in Eukaryota, Viridiplantae, Streptophyta, Magnoliopsida, Ranunculales, Papaveraceae. Gene Ontology annotation, molecular function: telomerase RNA binding; telomeric repeat DNA binding.
CUUGGGUUGCCUUUUCAAAAUCCAUCAAUGGCGACUAAGAAACCGAGAAUUCCUGAAACUCUUUUUAGGGUUUAUAAGCAUCGAGCUCGUACCUUAGCAGAUGCUAUCAUAUCAUUGCUUCCUCCACCACCUUCUUCUCCGGUGCAGUGCAGAUGUAAAGGCCGUGGAUGUCUUGGUUGCAGUGGCAUGCAAUUUCUCCUCAAAAUUGAUGAUCCUUAUGAAUAUAAAGAUCUAUUGAACAAAUGUUUCUUUGUUUUAUCUGAAGAUUCACCACCUCUCACUUCCUUCUAUCCUGGUUGUCAUUGGUCACAGCGGCAGAUAGUUACAAGAACCAUAGAGUUGAUGAUUCCUCAGAAAUCUGGUAAUACAAUAUGCAAUGGAUAUGAUAAGAUGACAAAUUCAAGCUGUGUCGUAGAUCUUUUAUCAACUUUGGCUUGGAAACUUCUUCUAACGAGGAUUGGGGAUGAGCUCAUGGUUCACCUUUUGCGGUUCGGAUCUAUAUUUUUGCCUCAUGGUCGCAAAGACCAUCGUCAGGUAGCAGGCUUUCCUAUCAGUAACUUUUGCCCCAAUAUCUCAAAACCUGCUUCAGCUGCAUAUCACCGACCCACAUCUAUCGGAGAAUUAGGCACCCCUUCAAAGAGGAAAAGAACGACUACUGAAGAUGAAUAUGAAUCAGAUCUUAUAUGUGCCAAGAGAUCUGGUUCCUAUCGUUCCUUAGAUUCUGUUGAUUGUGACCAAAGCAAUCACAGAGUCAUUAGUCCAUUCUUGUCCAAAUUAAGUUUGGUAAAAAGAUGCACAACUGUUACUAAGAACCAAGAACUAAACGAAUUACCUCAACAAAGUCUAAAAAAGGUUGUAGGAAAAUCCGUGAAGCGUUUUCGGCCUUCCAGCUGGCAACGUCGAAGAAUUCGUAGGAAAAUGAAGUUUACUGAGGAUAGUGCAGUGGGUUUUUGCAGCGACAAUCAAAUAUCUGAAAAUGAUAACCACAAAGAGUUUCAGCAGAUCGCAGAGGAUCUUCCUGGUCUGGAUUCUGAGAAGCAGCAUGCACCUUGUGUUCACUCUAAAACGUGCUUUUGUAAUAUGAUGCUGCAAGCACAGCAAAAGGUUGCAAAGACGUCAGAAGUUGACAGAAAUUCUAUGUUCUACAAUCCCUGCACUUUAUCCUCUCUUUUACCAAGAGAUCAUGUAUUGAUGAGAUCAAAACCCAGUAAUGCUGGUGAGGAUGUCCUGAUGAAGGAUAUAUUUGGCUUAACAGAUGAAGCUGUGAUCACUGAAUCUACAUCAUGCUCAUGCUUGCAUAACCAUAGUUCUUGUCUCCUCGGGUGUGCGAGCCUACAUCAAUCACUUACACAGUUGCUGGGGAAUCUUAUGCGCAGUGGUCAACGUUGCCAAUAUUUGAAGUUGCUAGAUAAGCAUUGUCCCAUUAUGGCAGUUGCACCACCAGCUAAGGGAAAUCUUGGAUCCAUACUUGAGGGUAGAACUCGGAAUGUCUCAGGUCACCAGCUAGAGCUGAGUGGGUCGGAUUGCCGCAAGAGUCAGGUGGCCUCGUUUAUAUGGGCGGUGUGUAGGAGGAUAAUCCCUGAAGACUUACUUGGAGCUCCUUCUGAAUGGAGAGCUCUACAGAGAAAUAUUUCAAAGUUUAUCCGGCUACGAAGAUCUGAAAAGUUUUCUGUUAGGCAGUGUGUGCAUGGGCUGAAAACAUCUCGUUUUCCAUUCCUAUCGAAUAAGCAUUUUUCAAAAGAUAUGGUGGGAGGAAGUGUGAACAUAUCAGCCGGAUGCAACCCAGCUGAGAAUGCCAAAAUUACUCUGAAAAACAAGCUCUUUGUCUGUUGGAUUUAUUGGUUCUUUUCUAGUCUAGUAACACCCAUUCUUAAGUCGACUUUCUAUAUCACAGAAAGUGAGGCUGGAAAACAAGAUAUAUUUUAUUACCGAAAGCAAAGUUGGGAGAAGCUAACUCAAACCGCUGUCGCAUGCAUGAGAGAGCGGAGUUACAGAUUGCUGGAUUAUAAAUAUUUACGGAGUAUAUUGUUCAAGAGACCCUUUGGGUUUUCAAAAGUCAGAUUUUGUCCAAAGGGAAAAGGAGUGAGGGCUCUAGCAAAUAUGAAAACAGCAUCAAGUAUACCAGCUGACAAAAAAGUCAUUCCUCUUCAGGGAUCUUCAAAUUUUCAUUUUAAUAGUAUGCAGAAUAAUGAAGGGAGAAAAUAUUUUUUUAAGGCUGUGAAUAAUGGUCUUCGCGAUUUAAGUGCUAUUCUAAAAGGAAUACAGAUGAAUCAUCCCCAUCUCUUGGGAUCAUCAGUAUCUUGUUACGAUAAUGUCUACGAGAAGCUUGCACCUUACCUAAUUGGUUUGAAGAACAGAGUCAAAUUCAUGCCAAGGGCAUAUGUUGUCAUUUGUGAUGUGUCAAAGGCAUUUGAUUCUAUUGAUCAGGAUAAACUCCUUCAAGUGAUGAAAGAUGUUAUGAUGAAUGGCCAGUAUCUCACUAAGUGGUCUUCCCAAGUUAUCUGCACAAAGAAGUAUAUGCACGUCCUCAAUAAUCAGAUAUUCUUGAAUCAGAAUAUGGAACCUUUUAGUGCAAAGUCAACUGCUUCUGUCCCUUCUCAUUCAGUGCAUAAUGUCUUUAUAAAUCAGGAGACCAGCAUAGAGCUGAAGAAAGAAAAACUUCAACGCGAUCUGUAUGAACUGGUGAAGCGGAACGUGAUCCAAGUAGGUCAAGACUUUUAUUUGCAAAAGAUUGGUAUACCACAAGGAAGUAUAGUUUCUUCUUUCCUGUGUUCAUUUUACUAUGCGCAUAUGGAGACCAAAGUACUCCUUCCAUUUCUUAAAAACAUACAUGAGACUCACUAUUCUGAAACUACUGAAGGAGAGUUACAAGAAAGACAUACUUGUCGAGAUGUUGAUUUAAGGUCCCUUGAUUUAACGGAGAAUGGUACAGAUGACAUCUCAUCAACACCUAAUUUUGCGUUACUCAGAUAUACUGAUGAUUUUCUUUUCAUAUCAACUUCAAAGAAGCAAGCUGCUAGUUUUUAUUCUAGGUUGGUCAGAGGAUUUCGAGACUACAAUUGUUCAAUCAACGAAGCAAAAUCCUGCAUCAAUUUUGAUAUAGGUAGUGCUUCUGGUGUUCCAACAAACAGAAUUUAUACAGGAGAAGACGGUAUAUCUUUUCUUCCAUGGAGUGGUUUGCUGCUUAAUUGCCGUACUCUGGAAAUCCAAGCUGACUACACAAGGUAUUUGGGUAUGCAUCUGAGAUCAACUCUUACACUCAGCUGGCAAUGUAAACCAGGAUUCCAGAUGAAGGACAAGCUGCGUCAGUUUUUGCGACCGAAAUGCCAUGCUAUAUUUUACGAUUCACAGAUUAAUUCUGCAGGAGUUGUCAGAUUAAAUGUAUUCCAAGCUUUUCUAUUAUCUGCAAUGAAGUUUCAUUGCUAUCUACGAGGCUUGUCUAACACUUGCAGUUUCCCUGCGGAUUACUAUUUUGAAAUGAUUAAAAGCUCGGUGAGGUACAUGCACAAACUGAUAGUGAAAAGGAUGCGUUCUGAUAAUAUUGGAUCCACAGUUCUUCCAAUCCUUAAAUUGGAGAAAUGGGAAGUUUUAUGGCUUGGAUUAAAAGCAUAUGUUCGCGCAUUAAAGAAAAAACAAUCAAGCUAUAAGGACUUACUAUCUCUUUUGAGGACCGAGUUGUUAGCCCAUGGGAGUGUCAGAGUAAGUACUGCGUUGAAGUAUGCAAUCGAUGAUUCUCACUCAUCCUUAUUUUGGAAGAUCAAAUAUUAGAAUUCGAUAAAGGUAUGAAAGAUAUCAAUCCAUACGUUUGUUUUCACAGAGCGAAGACAGUUCGCAACUCUUCCCCUAUCUAACCUUCAGUCUAGGAAGCGACCCUUGUUUUCUGGUUUUUCUUGUUUAGGUUGCAAGUUUCUCAAUUACUUCUGUUCUCUUAAUUCUAUAGAAUUCUUUGUCAAAGAUUAUGUAGCCUAAUUUUAAUGCAGGUGUAAAGGAUCCUUCAGAGACAUUUAACACAUUCAAAACACAUCAGAUCAAACCACCUAAGCUUAUGUAGUGGAUUUGAAAUAUAUCCUUUGCAAUAUAAUUUGUCAAAAUAUAUUUAGAAAAUUGAAUUGAAUUUAAUUUUUUUGAUCUUA